CUCCGGCCACAACCUUUCCCAGCCCGCAGCCACAGGGAAGUGAAGCACAAGUGCCUUGGUGGCUCUGUCGUGCUCAGGAAGUCACGCCUCGGGAGCGAGGGCUGUGCCCGAGAGCCGGGCUCGAGGAGCCUGCCCAGCCCGGCCUGGGGACCCGAGCCGGGCAGCAGCAGCUGGAACACAUCUGGAGCGCCGAGGGCUCAGCAUCGGCUGCCGGACGGAGCUGAGCGCCCGGAGACUUUGGCAGCUCCGGCCGGGAUUUGGCAGCAGCUGGAGGAAGCAGGGGACGUUUGGGUGUGAGCUGGCUGGUGAGUCACUGCACAAAGGCACCUGCUCCUGCUGCCCGCGGCCAGCCGCGCUCGGGGCAGGUGCCGGCCGAGAGCAGCUCCUCGGGAGGGCCCCGCAGCCCCCAGGAACAGUUUUUAGGUCGUUCACCAUGAGGGUGGCUGUGCUCCUGCUCCUGGGGCUGCUGGCAGCAGAAGGCAGAAGGAACAGGUGUUUCUUCAACCGCACUAAGGAGCACUGUGUGUGCUACAACCUGACCGAGGAAACCAUCGGCAGCAUCAUCCAGUGCCUCCCUGCAAAUGUGGUGGAGUUUCAGGGUGGAGAUGUGGAGAAAUACAUAGCCUUCCCAAUCAGGGACCUGACCCCCUCCAUCAUUGAGACUCUGGACUCCCUCAUUAUCAAGAAAAUAAUUAUUGGAAAUGUCCUGGUGCCUGAGAUACUCCUCGCCCGUGUGCUGAGGUUCUUCUCCUACACCCAUGUGCAGGAGCUGGCCUUUGAGAGCUGCGUUUUCCAGGGGACAGGUGACUGGAGUGACAUGGAUGGCCAGAGCUUGCCCAUAGUUUCCCUGAGCUUCCACAACGUGACAUCUGCCCCUCUGACGGGCCGUGAGCAGGCCUUCUCCAGCCUGAGCAGGUGGCUGGAGACCCUGCAGGAGCUGGCUGUCACCGGCUCCCGUGUCACCAGCCUGCCCUGUGCCAUCGGGAGGCUGUUCAGAGCUCUGCUCUCCCUGAACCUGGCACAGAACAGCCUCGGCGAUGGGAGCCUGGCCCUCACCUUCUGCCAGGGAGCUUUUCCUCGGCUCCAGGAGCUGAGUCUGCACCACAACAACCUGAGCUCCUACAGCAGCGUGUGUGAGGGCGUGGGGCUGCUGCCGGAGCUCCGGCACCUGGAUCUGAGCCACAACGAGCUCGUGGCAGACCCAUCCUCCUCGUGCCAGUGGCCAGCAUCCCUGCGGCGUUUUAACCUGUCCAACGCUGCCUUGGCUGAAGUGCCGACACCGCUGCCUCCCCGCCUCGAGGUGUUGGACAUGAGCCACAACCAGCUCCGUGCUGUAGACACCUCCCUCAGCUCCUUGAAGAAGCUCUUCCUGAAUCAAAACCUGCUGCAGGCCGUCCCCUCCGUCAGGAAUUACCCCGUGCUGGACACCCUUCACCUGGACAACAACUCCAUUUCGGAGCUGCCGAGGGAGGAGGUGAAGCUCCUGGGGCGCCUGCAGGACGUGGCUGUGGCUGACAACCCCUUCAGCUGCUCCUGCUCUGGGGCCAGGGGGCUGCAGGCGCUGGCGGCCACGGGGCACCUGGGGCAGGGCUGGCCCGGGGACUACAGGUGCCAGUCCCCAGCUGAGUACCAGGGCUGGCAGGUGGCCCAGGUGCCGGUGUCGGUGCUGCGCUGUCACCUCGGUGCCGUGGUGACCCCGCUCUGCGUCAUCCUCGCCCUGCUCGGUGUGGCUGGGGCCGUCUGUCUGGUCAGGACCAGGCCCUGCCGCAGAGCCUGAGGGGCCCUGGGACCCUUCCCACCCUUCCCACCCCCAGGGGCUCCGUGGGAAGGCUCUCAGGUCCCCGUUCUGCUGAGGGGCUCUUGGUGUCCCCACGCUGGUGGAGCAGGGCUGUCUGCAGGGUUAUCCCACUGCCCCAAGUUUUGGGGCACCCCUCACUUUGAGCCCCGUGCUGUGCUCUGACCCAGAGCCUCACCCUCCCAUGGGGGAUUUCCCUGUGGCCAGCUCCAGCUCCCCAAGCCCCAACACUGCCCCAGCUGCCCUGGACAAGAGGAGUUCAGCUCCAUCACAUUCCCACUGGUAGCGCUCAGGUGCCCCAAGCCUUGCUGGGGUCUGCCCAGAGCCCCCCCAGACCUCUUAGCCCCAGCAGCCCAGCCAUCCUUGGAGCCUCCAUGGCCCCUGUGCUGAUCCUCCCUCUCCUCACCCGGGGCUGUGGCUGGGCCAGCAUGUCAGCUUUGGCAGGAUGCUGCUUGGCUGCUCCUCAGCCUAAGAGAAAAACCGAAAAACCACAAAAGACAGGAAAAUUACUAAAUUAAACACCCCUGCAUGCAAAUGCUAAUGAGCUGGAGCAGCUCCUUAUACCUGGACCUGAGGCACUGGGGAAUGAGUCCAAGUGGGACCUUGAGGAGGUUCAACCAGAAACUUUUUAAGUGAUAAGAGGAAAACUGAUUUAUUCUGGGUUCUGGGUUAUUCAGAGAAUAUCUCACAGUAAAGAGAAAAUGGAUUAUGGAAUGCUGAAGGAGAGCCCUGGAAUGCAGGACUGGGGAAUAUUCAAAGGAAGGGGGUGGGUAGGGAAAGGACAAGUGUGGGAAAGUGGGGAUGGGAGAGAAUCAUAGAAUCACAGGGUAGUUUCAGUUGAAAGGUACCUUAAAGCUCAUUUCAUUCCACACCCUGCCAUGGACAGGGAUACCUUCCACUAUCCCAGCUUUCUCCAAGCAG
Molecule: messenger RNA, 2716 nt
Organism: Pseudopodoces humilis (Tibetan ground-tit)
Lineage: Eukaryota; Metazoa; Chordata; Aves; Passeriformes; Paridae
Gene: CD14
Product: CD14 molecule
Biological process (GO): toll-like receptor 4 signaling pathway; cellular response to lipopolysaccharide; positive regulation of cytokine production
Cellular component (GO): membrane raft; lipopolysaccharide receptor complex; external side of plasma membrane
Molecular function (GO): lipopolysaccharide binding; protein binding
Source: RefSeq, a predicted model, not a curated record